AUGCGGAUGCUGAGGAACAGAAGGAGGCAGGGGGCAGCACAGUGGCUGAAAGGAGCAGACAGAACGAGGUCCCCUCCUGGCCGCCGACAGGCCCAGAGGAGGCAGGCUCUGGCCGUGCCCGGGCGGGGACCCGGCGCCCAGGUCUACCCGCUUGGCAGGCCGAGCAGACAUGCGCGGGGCCAGGCCUUGUCGCCGGUGCCAGGCGGCCCCUCCCAGGCGCGCACAGACCUGGGCAGCAUCGGCGGCGGCGGGCACUGGCCCGGCCAGGUGCCUUGCUGGAGGCCCAGCCGCCGUGAGCGCAGGGCCGGCGCGGCCCCUCCUGCGUCCUACCUGUGCUCCCGCCAGACCCGCGGCUCGCCCGCCUGGUCGCGGCCCGACCCAGCCCGGCACUCCGCCCGGCCGGCCGAGCGCUGGGCGGGGCCGCCGCCUAGGACAUGCCCGGCGCGGCCCGCACGCUGGCGGCAGCCCCGGCCGAGCCCACGGGCAGAGCGCCGGACCGCGGCCUCGCGCGGCGGGUCCCCUGACGUCUGCGGCGGCACGCUCCGCCCCAACGCGCCCCGCCCCCGAAUCGCCCCGCCCCGUCCCGAAUGCCCCGCCCUCCGGAAACCAGGCUGCGCGCACCCUCCCGUUCAGUCCACCCUAGCCGGUGCAAACGAUCAGGCCGGAGAAACUGACGAUCGACCUUUAUCCCUGGCUCGGGGCUACGCGUCUCCCCACCCUGUGUACCCGACCCUCUCCUCUCCGGCUUCGGCUCCUCCAGGGCUGCGGAACCGGGCGUACAGCUGCCCAGUGUCCUGGCCCAGAGCCGAAUAG
Molecule: messenger RNA, 813 nt
Organism: Alexandromys fortis (reed vole)
Lineage: Eukaryota; Metazoa; Chordata; Mammalia; Rodentia; Cricetidae
Exons: 4
Coding region: 1-813 (270 amino acids)
Source: RefSeq, a predicted model, not a curated record